Molecule: messenger RNA, 654 nt
Organism: Durusdinium trenchii
Lineage: Eukaryota; Dinophyceae; Suessiales; Symbiodiniaceae
Source: the annotation of a GenBank genome assembly
AUGUAUGCAAUGGUUCCCGUGCGCGCUGUACCUUGCCAACUGGUGCUUUUGAUGGCAGAAGCACCUGCUUUUUCAGCCUCCACCGCUCCUCUUACGUUCUCGCUGCCGCAGAGGUUGACCUUGCGUUUUCACUUGGCAACAUCUGGCGCCGUGCUGGGAAACCUGGAUGUUGCUUUGCCAUGGAAUUUCAAUGCUGAAGAGGUGGCAAAGUCUUUGGACACUUGCUUGCUUGGACUGUCCGUGAUGAAUGGACUUUCCAUGCCACUGUUCCAAUACUUGUCCCCCACCGCGAGGGAAGCACAAGCAGAACACUCAUACCUCCCCCUGACUUCAUUGGCGCUCGAAGAGCCAGUCUUCAGCACAGAGCAGGUCGAUGAGUUGGAAUUGCUGCUGGUGGCGACGCGGCCUUUACUGGUCAAUCUUCGAGGCCUUCACGUCGGGGAGCGAUCAGCUGGCUGGAGGCGGUGGUCCAAAGAAUUCCACCAGUUUGUGCAAGACCUUCCUCUUCCAGAGUUGCGCCUCCAAACCGUGCCGUCCUAUGGCAUCAAGAAUCGCCAGCAAUGCUUUGGAAAAGCCGAUGUUCGACGCUUGGACCGAUUCGGGCGGCAGCGGAAAGAGGUCGACCUUUCGCUUGGCGAGGGCCUGCAGCUGGAC